AGCGUCGUGACGUGUGACGUUUGUUGCAGACGUGGAGCGAAGACGACGACGCAAGCAGCCACUGAACUUAGCCGCUGGGGCUCAAAUCUGUCUGCGUUUUCUUUCGCACUUGUUCUCCGUUCUGUGACACGAAAGCAGUCCUCGUCUCGAGCACGAUGCCUGCUCCCGCAAGCUCAACGUCUGUCGGUGCAGGAGGCCGUUCACCAUCCAAGGCUAUUGCCUCCCGCCCCUCUGGUGGUGGCACCGUUAGGCAGAGGAAGACUACUACAACUGCCCCCAGAAGUCGGGCCACAGGUGCCAGCAGUGGUGGUAUGUGGAGGUUCUACACUGAUGACUCCCCCGGCAUCAAAGUUGGACCUGUCCCUGUGCUGGUGAUGUCACUUCUGUUCAUCGCAUCAGUGUUCAUGCUCCACAUCUGGGGCAAAUACACUCGCUCUUGAACACCUCAUUCCACCUAAGUGUACCAAACGCUUUAUUGAUUUCCUUAUCAUUCCGUGAAUGAAUGGAAGACAUGUCCAGGGUAUUGGCAUUCUUAUCCUGAUAAAAAAAGUAUCUAUUUUGAGUGUGUACAGUUUAUUUGGAAGAUCUCAUCCAAAACUUGUGCUUUAUAUUGCACCUAUUU
This is a messenger RNA of Thrips palmi, 622 nucleotides long. RefSeq names its product protein transport protein Sec61 subunit beta (gene Sec61beta). NCBI's taxonomy places the organism in Eukaryota, Metazoa, Arthropoda, Insecta, Thysanoptera, Thripidae. Gene Ontology annotation, biological process: intracellular protein transport. The transcript is spliced from 4 exons. The record is from RefSeq and is a predicted model, not a curated record. The coding region runs from base 156 to 440 and encodes 94 amino acids. Gene Ontology annotation, cellular component: Sec61 translocon complex.